This is a messenger RNA of Didymodactylos carnosus, 463 nucleotides long. The record is from the annotation of a GenBank genome assembly. NCBI's taxonomy places the organism in Eukaryota, Metazoa, Rotifera, Eurotatoria, Philodinida, Philodinidae.
GGCGAGCGUGUUUACGGCGAUGGCAAUGUCUUCAUUGUUCCAGUCAUCCAGAGGUUCACCGGCCGCAGCUGCGAUCAGCAACUGCGGCUCGAUGGUGGGGCCGCUGUCGGGGGCCGCAACCCCGGCGAGGUCGCGGGCGCCAACCCUGAUCAGCAGUUGGCUGGCGGUGGGCAAGGACAGGUUCAUGACGAUUGGGACUCUGUCGGUUUGUCCGUGGUCUUGGCCGGUUUCACGCCUGGUUUAGCCUCCACCACCGGAGUAGCAGUUUUAUCUUUUGGCGGGACGGUGGGUUUGGUGCUGGACGCUUGCUGCCGCGAACGUGCUUUCUCGUCAUCGCCUGUUUCCCGCACUUGCUUCGUCCCUUCGCCCGUGGAGCCGUACGCCAGCUGCCAGAAGCCGUACCCACCUGCGGCUCGGGCCUCUGCGCCGAACUUGAAUUUCUUGCGGCUGAACACGUCUUCGG